Molecule: messenger RNA, 257 nt
Organism: Funneliformis geosporum
Lineage: Eukaryota; Fungi; Glomeromycota; Glomeromycetes; Glomerales; Glomeraceae
Source: the annotation of a GenBank genome assembly
CCAAACAACAGAUUAUCUCUAAAUCUGAAAAUAAUGAACGGAUCUCAGAAUUCAUUAAAAAACGAAAUGACAAUUUCAAAAAUUCACACACCAAGAUGAUAGACUCUUAUCUUGAAAGGAAUAGAAAAGCAAUUAUUCUCGAUCGAAUAAUGAUUCAUGCAGACAUGUCUGAGCAACAUCUGGAAUUAAUUCCUGAUGAAAUUAAAAAACAAACGGCUUUACAUUUUCAAAAAAUUGCUGGAUUUUCAAAUAGAGAC